Messenger RNA from Gastrolobium bilobum, 2349 nucleotides. RefSeq lists its product as uncharacterized. Gene Ontology annotation, biological process: regulation of DNA-templated transcription. The coding region runs from base 543 to 1331 and encodes 262 amino acids. The transcript is spliced from 2 exons. Lineage: Eukaryota; Viridiplantae; Streptophyta; Magnoliopsida; Fabales; Fabaceae. Gene Ontology annotation, molecular function: DNA-binding transcription factor activity; DNA binding. The record is from RefSeq and is a predicted model, not a curated record.
AAGCAUCUCUCUAUUUCCCUUUAAUAUUUGUGUUAAGAGAGAGAGAGAAAAUUGCACUCCUAUGUUGUUACCGAAGUUUACAUAAAAUUUUAUGGGAUUGCCUCCACUACUAUACUAUCUAUGCGUAUGCCCCCACAAGUAGCAAUCAAACCACCCCACCACUUCUCUUUCAGCACACACAACUUCAAGUUAUUUUUUCUGAUCUUGUUAUAAUUAUUGCUCCUUUUAGAUAUAGAUAAGAUCAUAAAUAGGUAUUAGAUAUAGACAGAUUAGAGAAAAGACAUGCUCACUUCUCAGCUUCCUAGGCCUUUCCUUCUAUCAAAUCACUUCCAUUCACCAAUUUCCUUGGACCUGCACACGGUUUGGGCUAUAAGCAGCAAUCUGAUGCUCUUGUUAUCCUUCGGAUUUAUUUCUCUUCUGGCACCACAAUCAAAGGGCUGAAAUUUGCCACCUCUCUCAUCUGAUUGCAUAGAAGAAAAUCCUUUUUUUUUUUUAUCCUAUUCUUUUUCUGGUUACUAGUGCUUUCAAGGGGUUUUUAAGACAUGGGUUUGAGUUCUAAGCAGGUUUCUAGUAGAGGGCUUGAUUGGAACCAGACCUUGUUGCAAGCACAAGACUUGGAGCUCCCAAAGCCUCCUCCUAUGAGGAGACAACAGCAACAAACUCAGCAAUCAGAGCAUUUGAAGUGCCCGAGAUGUGAUUCUACUAAUACCAAGUUUUGUUACUACAACAAUUACAACAAGUCUCAGCCUCGCCAUUUCUGUAGAGAUUGUAAGAGACACUGGACUAAAGGUGGAACUCUACGCAAUGUUCCUGUUGGUGGUGGCAGGAAGAAUAAGCGAGUCAGAAAAACAACCACUCCAACCUCUGCCACCACCAUAGCCACCACUUCAAUUAGUACCACCACCUCAAAUGGCAAUAUAGAUGCUGAGUUGAGUUCCCACAUGACAAUUCAAACGCCACUUCAAAGGCAGAGUCUUUCUCCUCUUGCAAUGGCUGAUCAGAAAAGCAUACCUUCCUCUCUCUAUCAAUCUCUGAUUCGUCCACCAUCUUUGCUGCCCCAGCAGAAUCUGAUGAGUACCAGAGACUCAGAAGUGUCAGCCUCUUUGCGAUGCUCCAAUGUCUACAACUAUGGUGAAGAGUUUAAAAUAAUGGAGGAGCCAACCAUCAACGGUAUAAUUCCCAGUACUAGCGGCAAUAACACACACCCAUGGGAGAUACCUGCAACAAGUACUGGCAUGGAAAUGUCAAACUAUUGGAGUUGGGAGGAUAUAGAUUCGUUGGUCUCAACUGAUCUGAAUGUUCCUUGGGAUGAUUCUGAUAUCAAACCCUGAGAAAAGAAAGGACAAAAAAAAAAAGUUACACGUGGUAAUGUCCAUAGAUUAGUUAUUUAAUUGGGGUGUCUUGUGUUUCAUAACUGAUUAGUAAGUGUUCUUGUUUUCAGAUAGAACAUAUUAUGAGCUGGUCUUUCUGCACCUGUAAUUCUUGCAAAGAGCAGUAUUUGGAGCUGUCUUAUUUUAGUUUCAGCUUCAGAUUCAAGAAAGGGGGUCCAAUUAACUGUAACCCUUGUGUUUGCCUAUCAUUUCAUCUUAUAAAAUGGUACAUUAAUAAUGUAUGCAAGUAGUUUAGCUUUAUUCAUAAGUAUAGGAAUUUUUUUAAGGUUUUUGAGUGCUUUAUGAUGGGGAUGACUAAUGAUAUGGGGUCUGCUCCAGCACAGUUGAACUGACAGAAUGUGAUGGAAGAUUCUUGUGGAUGUGUAUGUGUAUAUGUUGGAUGAUAUAACAUGGAUCUGGUUGUCUACGAUUCAUCACCACCACUAGUUGAGAAUCAUUCUUUUCUACUGGGCCAGAAAAAAUUCUGGUUGCAAAGUCAUUUAUUGAUAUCUUGAUAUUGUGUUGCUAUCAUAUGUUUCAGGAAUCGUUUAUCUGUGGGCUUUUAGUUCACAUGGCGUUUUCAUCUUUGUUCCAUUGUAUGGUAUCAUGGCCCACUAUAUAUUCAAGGUUUUUUUGCUUGUCGUUUCUUCUAUUAUUGCAGAGGUAUCGACCAAUAUAUGAAAUUUCACAUACAGGAUAUUUUCAGGGUUUUGAAAUGUAACUGGAUCAAAUUCAGAUCUAAGCACCAUUCAACCAUCAAAUAUUUUUUUUUGGUAAUGGAUCAUAUUAUUAAAUGGGGUGCAGAAUAUCAUCAAACAUUUCUUUCUGCCGAUACAUGCCAAGACAAGUCAAUUAGGUUUCAGAUAAGAUUGAUGAUGAUGUAGCUGUUGUUUUCACAUAUACUCCUAUUGUUAAUGAAGUUGCAUUUGCUGGUGCUCAUUCUUAUUUACCUGUUAAAGCCUUGCACAACAGUAUACAU